Messenger RNA from Anneissia japonica, 3491 nucleotides. RefSeq names its product DC-STAMP domain-containing protein 2-like. NCBI's taxonomy places the organism in Eukaryota, Metazoa, Echinodermata, Crinoidea, Comatulida, Comatulidae. The record is from RefSeq and is a predicted model, not a curated record. The transcript has 7 exons. Gene Ontology annotation, cellular component: membrane. Bases 175 to 2472 code for a protein of 765 amino acids.
AUCACAUCGAAUAGUCACGCUGUCGUACUAAGUUAACACAGCCCUUCCAUUUUAAAGAUUCAUUCUCGCAUAGUGUACAAACUUUAGAAUUAUAAUCAUAGGAACGUAGAUGAAAACUAAGUUCGGUUUAUUACUGGUAAGCCUUCAGUUAAACAGUUAACCACCGCAGUAAGCAUGGGAGAUGCUGGAGAUCCGCCUAAACCAAAACCAAGAUCAAUAAAAAAAUUCCAAAGGCCGUCGCGGAGACCACCGUUGCCGACAACACGGCCGCCUCCACCACCAGUAUCUUCACCACCCCCCACAAAUCAAGACCUUGAUGGAUUUGUCAUUGGUAACCCGUAUGCUCAUUGGCACGAUGAUGAUGUAGCAUACGCAAAUACUGGAGUAGGUUGUGACGUAGGCAGCGAGUGCCAAUCUUCACCACCAGCUGAUCCUCCAUCUUACGAUUCCAUUACAAAAUCAAGUUCGCCUGAAAUCGAUUCUCCUAAGUAUGCCAACGUUGCGGAAAAGAAGUCCUCCAUUAGCAAGACGCCAAUUCCAGCAGGUUUUGCCAGACGACACAGCGAACAGAGCUUCAUCAAAGGUGUCAUUGGUUUCUGUUUUGGGAUCAUUUUCGGUGGUGUGUUGUUUCUCGGUCUAUAUUAUGGAUUGUUAUAUAGUUUUUUCACAUCUUGCAUCAUCACAGGCGUUGCAACGUUCGGAAUGGCGCUUAGUCUUGCAUGUACCGUACGAGCACGUUGUGUAGCUGCAUUGAUGGCACCAACCCUCUGUACCUCUAGGGGACGCGCUGCGUUCAUAGCGUUCACAUUAACUCUACUGCUCAAUGGUCCCAUCGCAAACAUAUUCCAUAAUAGCAACGUAAUAUCAGAGUCGAUGAGUUGCAGUGCCGAGCUGCUGCAUGAACAAGGACAACAGAUCCAAGAUGCUGCAACGCAAUCAUUCGAUAACUACGUCAGGAAUAUACAAGACAGUAUCAAGAGAUUAGAAGAGACUGCUGCCAAUGUCAGAAAGUCACUUGAACCAAUUGAAUAUGGACUUGAAAGAAUAAACCAUGGGUUUGAGACAGCAAGUGCGGUUUUAUCAGAUGCUGCAGAUGCGUGCACAAGUAUAAUGGAGGUAGCAUAUAACGACUGCAAGGUUGUCUUGAACCGAAUUUAUGAAAAUUGUUUAAAGAAAUUGAGCAAAACUAAAAUACCCGGCGACCUAUGCAAACCGCUCGAUAUUGAUCCUCUUUGCGAGAUCAUCACCUUUGGAAACAAAGUUUGCAGGGCACCCGAAUUUGGAAGAGCUGUUAUAGAUGAAGUCGGACAGGCUACCGAACAUAUUGCGGAGAAGAUAGAAGAGAUGUUCUACACAGAUAUCGAUUUUGAUGUAUAUUGGGAUUCUAGGAGGAAUUCAAGCAGAUCUGCUGCCGGAAUCGCUUCAGCAAUUCAAUCAGAACUCGAAGAAACUUUCAACUUGUUCGACACUGCUGUCUUAUUUACCGAUCGUCUCCUUGCCCUCUCCGUCGUUUACCUUCUUUAUCGAGCCUACCAGUAUCACAAACUAUAUCUAACUAAGGAUAGAUUUGAUAACUUCUACAUCACGAAACAAUUUAGAAAACUUGAUAAAAAAAGAACAGAUAGUGGAAAGGAAUCAAUAUUACCAUUGAAGAAGAUAGAACGUGGCAAACUUAUAGACUUAAAAACACUAGCAUUGUCAAAAGUUGAGCGUGGGACAUUCGCCUUAGGAUUAGUAACUAUUUUAAUGUAUGUUCUUAUUGCUGGACUUAUUAUACUUGUUGAUUAUGGGUUGUUCUGGUUACUUGAUAUAAUCUCUAGGCAUGGUCAGGUGGAGUAUGAGCUGACAGGAGAAGGAACAACUGAGAUGGACAUCGGGGGAACAGGCAUGUUCUCUAACUUUGCUAGAGCUUUGUUGGGAGAUGGCUUUCAGAACAAUAAUGAACACAACUCAACCUCUGCCACUAACAAAUGUUUGCCUGUCCCUAAACGACCAGACGAAAGAAAUAAUAUAAUCAUCGGUGCGUUGUAUGGUGUUGCCAUAUUAAUGGUGUUGUUUCAAGCAUAUGCUUUAAGGCUACGCCGAUGCAUUGCUUCGUUUUAUUAUCCGGAACGAGAAAGAGAACGUAUAAACUAUUUGUACAGUCAGACUCUUAAGAAACGUAAGACAAUUCGGGAUAUGUUGCAGCAGCUUAUCAAAGAGAACGACAGAGAGCAAAGGGCGAUGGAACACAUCAGUUUCUCAUCAUGGCUUACUGCUAACAACGCUUGCUGUCGUCGAAUUAUGUGUCGCAAGGAUCGUGUAUGUAUAGGCUGUGCUUCAGAGGAGAGUGAAGACAAAUUCCACCAGUGUGAGACUAUAGACUGUAAGGGAAUGUACUGCGUGGAAUGUAUAAAGGAAGUUGGUGAACUAUGUACACUCUGUGAAGAACCGUUAAACUACAACUUAAGGGAAAUUGACGCUGUUCAGUGAAUUCCGUAGACAAAGCUAGUAGCUACGUAAAUUUUCCUCAAGAAAGUAUACUGUAUUGAGUUGACGUAUGUAUCUGCAUACAUUCGGAGUUCUCCACUUUGCGAUUGGUACAAUGCUGCGCGUCCACCUUAAAUCAGCUGUUUCUGAACUACCCUACGGUCUAGAAACGGGUGGCAGGUUUUAAAAACUGGGAGAUAUCAGAAGAUUAAAAAUGAAUUUAUUGUUGAUGGAUUAAACGCGAAGCAAUAAAAUCUGACUAAACUCGGUGAAGUUUGUCAACUGAUGAGUGCUUUCCGUUGUGUUUCUCAGUUGAGUCAAGGCAUGUCCACCGAUCGUGAAGCUAGGCUGCUGAAAGACAUUUCCUGUAUUUAGGACAUUUUAAUGUUGUCUCAUGGAUUCACAUUGUAAAAAAGAAGAAACAUUAAAUAAGAGCUUGGUUGAAUGAAAUUUAACUUAUGACUUAUGAGAGUGCUAUUUUUGUGAACCAGAGGUGCCAUGUCUUAAACUUUUUUUUUACCUCAUGGGCUUAGUUGUUAACUCUCAAACCCUCAAAGCUAAAACUAGGCGCAUAUAGGCUAUACCGCAACAAUUUAAGUGACUUACGGACCCAAGUUUGAAAAAGACAGAGGAUCAAGAGGGGGGGCUACUCGCAGUCAACGGCGAACGACGACUUCAAAGAAUCAUGAGAAAACGAAUUGAACAAAUUAAUGGGGAAGAAAGUCGUCAAAUUUUCUUUCCAGUUUCAUUAUUUCUUUCAUAUUUAAUAUUAUCUUAUAAGAAAAUGCAUACUUAUGUGUUUUUAUUUAUUUGUUUGAUUUAAUGUGCCUAAUGUCAUCUCUGUGUAUACCACAUUAAACUAUAUUUUAUUGCCCAUUAAAUUUCAACUGUACAAAUGUUUAUAUUAUAGACAUAUAUGAAAUAACUAUAUUCUAUUCUAUUUCAUCAAAUAUAAAUAUAUCUAUUUUUGUUGUAGGCCAAGAGUCCAUUUUAGCUGUGCAUUUGUCUCUCGAACCAAAUAC